AAUCACUGAUAUGUGGAGGCGGGACAAGAUGGCAGGAACUCAAUGUACAGUAGUGAGCGUGGUUAGCUAAUGAAGUAUCAAUCUGCCACGUUUUGUUCAUCUCACAAACAUUCUAUACGCGUUGGUUGAUUGAUUUAAAGCCUUUUCUACCAAUGAUUGUCUUUUAGUCCAACAUAAAUAUAAAGAGAAAGACGUGUGGCGAACGUGAGCUCAAGAUAGCUAUCGUGUCAACUUGCUCAGUCAUUUUUAGUGAGCAUGCUAUAGUCUCGUACACACGGAAGUAUAUGAAAUACAGGGCUUUGAGUUUUACUGCACAGCAGAGAUGAAGAAGUGGAACUGGAGAGAAGGGCAGCGACCACACAGGCGACACGGAGGUGGUCAUCGCCACGGCUGGUACAGAGGCAACCGGCAGAGGUCGACGCAAGACGAACAGUGGUCUGGACAUAAUGAUUCAGGGCCAUACCACAGAGAAACACAGCAUCCCAGAAGAUAUGAAGACCAGUCAUCCUCAUCCUCAAUCCCGUCCGCCUCAUCAUCACCUUCAUCUUCAUCUGCUUCCUCUAGUACAAGCAAUUCUGCACCAGAGCUGCCCGGUUACUACUUUGACCCAGAGAAAAAUCGUUACUUCCGCCUGCUGCCUGGACACAAUAACUGUAACCCACUAACCAGAGAGCAGCUGCAGGAGAAAGAAAGGGAAAAACAGAGGAACAAGAUGCUGGCGGAAGAUGAGAAACCUAGAAAAAAAGCACCAAGAAAAGGACUUAACACUUCUUUGCUGCUGCAGAAAAGACAUCUCGGCUUGUUACCUGAGAACUCCUACUGCAGGCUGGUCCAUGAGGUGAAGGUCAGCGCUAUGAGACGGCACAAACUGGAGAUCCAGAGUUCAGACAACAGCAACCCAAACACAGAUAACUUCAGACUCAUAGUGGGCGACUCAGCUUGUGAGCGAGUGUUCACAGUCAAUGAUGUGUCGCACGGAGGCUGCAAAUAUGGCAUCAUGAACUUCAGCAGCGGCAGCCGAGGGUCUCUGUCGGUGGAAAUGUGUGACAACCUCUACUUUACCAACAGAAAGGUGAAUUCCAUUUGCUGGGCCUCGGUCAACUACCCAGACUCCCAUGUCUUGCUGUGUCUGGUCGGAGCGGCGGACACUCCCGGCUGCGUCAGUUUACUCCCUGCUUCCCUCUUCAGCAACUCCAACCCAGACCAGCCGGGGAUGCUGUGUAGCUUCAAGAUAUCCUCCGCCUGGUCGUGUGCCUGGUGUCUCAACCCCCAAUUUGACAAGACCUUCAGCACAGGACUUUCUCGCAGGGUGAUAGUGAAAGACGCAGAGACCGGCCGGACUCAGACGUACGGCACUGGCAGUGACGUCUUGGCCCAGCAGUUUGCCCUCAGAGUUCCUGUGCUGUUCAACGGCUGCAGAUCAGGAGAGAUCUUCAGCAUUGACCUGCGGCAGCGUGUGCGCAGGGACCAAAGCUCCAAGACCAGCCGCUUCCAUCAAGAGUCGGCCAUUACGUCUGUGCGCGUCCUGGAGGAUGAGAACUACCUGCUGGCUGCUGAUAUGCAAGGCCAGAUUAAGCUGUGGGAUGUUCGAGUGACAAAGCCGGUACAGGAGUACAAGGGACACUACAACGAGCACGCCUACCUUCCCAUCCAUGUCAAUGAGCCUGAAGGGCUUUUGUUGGCAGUUGGUCAGGAUUGCUACACACGAUUAUGGAGCCUUAAAGAUGGACACCUACUGAGGACUAUACCAUCGCCUCACCCAGCUGCAAACGACCUGAUCCCGAGCGUGGUUUUCUCCUCCAAGCUGGGCGGCUGCAGGGGGCUCCCCGGUCUGCUCAUGGCCGUCAAACACGACCUGUACUACUUCCCCUACAACACCGACUACCAGGAAGAAGGAGAGCACCAGGCGGCCAUUUAAGAAAAGACUCUUUUUUUUCUUUUGCCAAAUUUGUGAAUGAGAUCUUAAUGAUGUACUUCAUCUCCUGGAUUGUGAUUGGUAUAUUUCCACAUUGCUGGAAUGAACUUUUGGUUUGGAAGUCUGUUUGAAGUCUCAGGGGAAUUUUACUUUCAAGUGACUUUUUAAUGACAAAAGAAAAUACAGAUGUGAGUGCUGAGAUGAACUAGAGGUAACAGUGCUUUGUGUAACCUUUACAUAAAGUGCUCUUAAUAUGUAACUCCUAUUAUAAUGGAGGAUGUCUGUGAUCUGAUUUUGAAGAAUUCUGCAAAUCACCUUUUUUAAAAACGUCUUGUUGUUUCUGGAAGAAUCAGCACACACGGAAUGAUUUUCUGUAGUUUAUUACAUACUGUAUGAGCAUACAAGAUCAUAAAGGUAUUGAUUGAUUUGUUCCUUGUGAUAUUUAUUGAACAUCUCAGUCUGAGAUGGCCUUGAGCUCCUUGACUGAUGGUAUUUAGGCUUAUUUGUUAUGACAUCAGAACCAAAGUAACUCCUCCAGGUCACAGCCAGAUAUCAUAAUGCCACGGCUCCAUCAUAUGUUGUAUUUGUCAGAUAAAGUAUUGUUGCAGUAAAGGUAACAUCAAACAUUGCUAACAUCCCUAAACAGCCUGAGUUAUUAGCUCCUGUUUUGAGGGGCCAGCCUCAAAGUGACAUUGAAGUCUUUCCUGAACCACGUUUGCUACUGGGAGCCAGCCACUCUAUAAAAGCUUUGUUUCAUUA
Notolabrus celidotus (New Zealand spotty) is the source of this 2674-nucleotide messenger RNA. It is a transcript of the gene wdr21, whose product is annotated as WD repeat domain 21. The coding region runs from base 323 to 1918 and encodes 531 amino acids. The transcript is spliced from 13 exons. Gene Ontology annotation, cellular component: Cul4-RING E3 ubiquitin ligase complex. The record is from RefSeq and is a predicted model, not a curated record. NCBI's taxonomy places the organism in Eukaryota, Metazoa, Chordata, Actinopteri, Labriformes, Labridae. Gene Ontology annotation, molecular function: protein binding.